UGCCCUUGGGAGCUGGUGAGGACCGCCCGCCGGAGUCUGUGUUCCAGGUCUCCUGACGCCAUGGGCACCCGAUACCUCCUGGCUCUGUUUCUCAUCCUCCUGGUAUUGGGAUUUGAGGUCCAGGGGGCCCCUACGCCCCAGCAGGAUGAGGCCGCCAGCCCCACGCUGUUCUCCCAGAUGCAGGAAUCACUUCUCGGUUACUGGGAUUCAGCCAAGAACGCCGCCCAGGACCUGUACAGGAAGACCUACCUGCCCUCCAUGGAUGAGAAAAUCAGGGAUGUGUACAGCAAAAGCACAGCAGCUGUGACCACGUACACAGGGAUUUUUACUGACCAGCUCAUAUCUAUGCUGAAGGGAGAGGAGUAA
Messenger RNA from Eptesicus fuscus (big brown bat), 366 nucleotides. It is a transcript of the gene APOC2, whose product is annotated as apolipoprotein C2. Gene Ontology annotation, biological process: lipid metabolic process; positive regulation of phospholipid catabolic process; chylomicron remnant clearance. The transcript has 4 exons. Lineage: Eukaryota; Metazoa; Chordata; Mammalia; Chiroptera; Vespertilionidae. Bases 61 to 366 code for a protein of 101 amino acids. Gene Ontology annotation, molecular function: phospholipase binding; lipid binding; lipoprotein lipase activator activity. Gene Ontology annotation, cellular component: very-low-density lipoprotein particle; intermediate-density lipoprotein particle; spherical high-density lipoprotein particle. The record is from RefSeq and is a predicted model, not a curated record.